Molecule: messenger RNA, 1127 nt
Organism: Durusdinium trenchii
Lineage: Eukaryota; Dinophyceae; Suessiales; Symbiodiniaceae
Source: the annotation of a GenBank genome assembly
AUGGAUCCAACGAAAGAUCUUGCUUGGAGAGAAGCCUUGGAGUUUCCCGAAGAUUGGGAUGUCGACUUCGGGGAGGACCAACAGGAUGAGGAGGAUGAGCUGGAUGACGGAUUCAUGGAAGAGGACGAGCUUGGCGAGAAGGGCAUGGAUGAAGAGUUCGAGGAAGUUGACGAUGAACUUGAGGCUGGUGCAGAGGAUGACUUGGAAUCCAAUGAGGAAUCUCCGGGCAAUGUCCCUGGAGAGCAACCGCCCGAGUUCCACUCACCUGCCUGGGAGCGGCCACACAGACUUCCAGAGGGGCAUGUCUCGGGGCGCCAGCGGACAGGAUGGUCAUCCAUGCGGAAUCUACAAAGACCACCAACGGCAGGCAUCCAUCCUCGCGCUGCUUUCUUGAGUAGUGUGGAUUCGCAACCUGUGUUUCCGCUUGCACGACCAGCAGGUCCAGCGAGACAUGAAGGACCUGCGAAACGAAGCAGAGCUGCAAGUAGCCUUGAGGAGGAGGAGCCUCAAAGGAUUCAAAAGCGACGCAAGAAGAUCAUAAAGAUCAAGGUGUCUUUGAAGCCUGCUGUGGCAGAGAAGCUUGGGCAACUGACAGCCAGAAGUAUUAAGCUGACCGCGCAUGCUGUGCGGGGCUUGGCAGCGGCCGAUGCCAAAGAUGCUUUGGUCUUGCUGCAGGACUUGCUGUCCCACCGCCAGGUGGCACAUCCUUCCCGGUUUGUCAUGGUGAGCCUCCAGAACUUGAAGAAGAAGGCUGGUGAGGCUCCACCAGACUCCAAGGUCCGGGCCCUCCGGGCCCCGGCCGGCACCGCUGAGUGCCAGGCCGCGAAGCCGGUGAAGGUGCCUGGACAGGGGGAGCCGCCACGAGAACGGCUGGAUUUGCCCUUCGAACGCCAAGCGGUGCAGGCGAAGCUGCUGGCACUCAACAAGCUUGGCAUAUGGACCAAAGGUCCUCAUCCGUUGGAUGAGUCUGCCCUGUCAGCGUUGAUGCAGAUUGAGCCAGCCAGAGGAUUGGAAAUCUUGGAGGAGGUGGAAGCACAGGGCGUGGCCUUAAUAGAUCCCAGUCGUCAUGCUCGAGAGCUGGCUGCAGAUGAAGAGAAGGUGUUUCCUCCCUGAGCAGCCGAGCCCAA